AUUCACCUUACUACUUAGUACCUCAUCCUCUUUUCUACCCCCGGCCGCUGUUGCCUGCUUCUCACUCACUUACAAGGACCUUUCUUGAAUCGAUUGUCUUCUAAUUUUCAUCUAUAUUGGUCUUAUAAGGGCAGAGCUGGCCCGGUCUCCUCUCUAGUCCGGUUGACCCCACUCCAACGUUACUUCCUCGUGGUAUAUCACCGCUAUAACCUCAACUACAACUACCUCUCCCGACAUGCCUGGUCCACCACCACCACCACCUCCUCCUCCAUUGCCUGGGGCAGGAGGUGGCCCCCCGCCUCCACCUCCCCCGCCGCCUGGAGGAGGCAUUGGUGCAUCAAAUUUACCUGCGCGACCGCCGCCUUCGGCUGCCAAGGGUCGGGGUGCUCUAUUAUCCGACAUCAAUAAAGGCACGAGGCUCAAAAAGGCGGUGACAAAUGAUCGUUCUGCGCCAGUUGUAGGGAAAUCAUCUGCCGGGUCAGGAGGACCACCGAUAGGAGGAGCUCCACCAGUGCCGGGACUAGGGAAGCCGCCAGGGGGGCUGGCGCCUCCGGUACCAGGGAGCGCAAACCGAGCAAGAAGCAAUAGCGACAUUGGCCAAGGAGGCGGAGCAGACGCGGGAGGACUGCCGGCCGCACCGCAACUAGGUGGCUUAUUCGCUGGAGGCAUGCCGAAGCUUCGCAAGAGAGGCGGCGUGGAUACCGGUGCCAGUGGGAAUUCGCCAUACCUGUCAGAUCCUGAAACGACGCGGAAUAAUGCGCCGAAACCACCUUCUGCACCCGCUCCCCCGGCGCCAAAGGUGCCCGCAUUCCCUGCUGUCAAUCUCCGAAAGGCAUCGAUGCCAGUCAAUGGACCGCCAGCAUCAGCUCCGCCUCCACCGCCUCCGCUUCCUUCGCAGGCGGCUUCAGACGUGACGCCUCCUCGAGCACCACCCCCGCCUCCAUUAAGCAAGAAGCCCAAGCCUCCUCCACCACUCUCAUCCAGGAAGCCGUCUACAACUAUUCCCGCGGCCCCCAAAGCACCAGCACUAAGACCGCCGCCAGUAGCAGCACCCUCAGCGCCGGUUAUUUCUUCCGCACCACCUCCGCCAGCACCCCCACCGCCCCCACCUUCAGCGUCUCCCAGAGUGCCUGCGCCAGUACCGCCAACCCGUUCAACAUCUACUCCCCCUCCUCCACCGGCACCGCCGGGCCCUCCACCAAUGGCAAAUGGCGCAUCACUAGCAAUGCAAGCCGCUCAAAAUGCGUUCAGGUCUACGCCUUCGCCUUCAGCACCUCCUCCGCCUCCUCCGCCGGUGCCUGCGCCUUCACCACCUGCUCCUCCCCCACCGCCCCCUCCAGUUGCGCCACCUUCUCGACCUCCUGCACAGCCGGUUCGGUCUUUGCUUGAUCCGGCAAGCUUUACCUUGUCCAAUGGUGGCACAAAAGCCCACAGUCCAAUUGGUGGUGGUAGUUCAGGCGGUCGAUCUAGCGUUUCACGCAUCCAGGAUAGUCGAUGGAAAUUUAAGGAUGAGAGCCAGCUUCCCAAGCCACGCGAAUUCACGGGAGGUCCGAAACGAUACCGGGCAGGAAGAGGCAGUAGUGUUCCUCUGGACUUGAGUGCCUUGGAAUAGAGGGGAAUUAUCCUUCAAUCUCGAUAGCGGGGAGGUCGAUGAGGGACAAGUAGAAGACGACAUGGAAGAAGGGAGACGUACGCAUUCGUUGAAUUGCAUUGCAGGCGUUUUGUGGAAGGAACUCUGUCUGACAGCUUUUAAGAUUUGCUUUUCAUUCUUCUUUUUCGUCUCCUACCGCAUUUUCAACCAUUCGCUUUCGUGUCCCUUGAUGUCUUCUGGUGUCUAGAUAUCAGUGACCCGGCGUCUGUCGGGUCGAGGGUUGGCACGGUGGAUGAAAACCCCUCCGUGCGCGUAAAGAGGAUUCCCGCUGUGGCUAUAUCGUAUUAUAUCAUAUUGAGCGAGUUUAUUAUAUUUAGCGUUGACAGAUGAGGUGUGAUUAAUAUUGAGUAUCUCUGCGAAUGCUAAACACAUACGUGAGCUUGUGGUAAGAAGACGUUUGAUCAGA
Messenger RNA from Xylona heveae TC161, 2057 nucleotides. RefSeq lists its product as hypothetical. Bases 236 to 1612 code for a protein of 458 amino acids. Gene Ontology annotation, molecular function: actin binding. The transcript has 2 exons. The record is from RefSeq and is a predicted model, not a curated record. Lineage: Eukaryota; Fungi; Ascomycota; Xylonomycetes; Xylonales; Xylonaceae.